AUGGAGAUGAACGUCGACACCUUCCCCGCUAUCGCCCACUACAAAGGUCCGCCCUUGGUCGGCUUCAUCGCGACCUCUAUCCUCUUUGGGUGCAGCCUGAUGUCCCUCAUGCACUACUGGCAAUUCAGCUAUGCGACAGACCGCAGGGGGAUGAAGGCUUUCGUGGUGUUGCUCGCAUUCUGGUCCGUCAUCACUACAGCCUUCGUACUCGCCACGACACUCCGGCAGUUUGCGUUCCGGUUUGGGCUAAGGCCCAGCCCUCAAGAUCCGAUCUGGAACUCGAUGAACUAUCUUCUCGACUGUUCAGUGCAUAUCCUCGUCAGCGGGUUCUACGCACGGCGGGCGUGGAAACUGCACGAUCGAGCCCUAUAUUUGGCUGUCGCUUUGACUUCGACCCUAAUGAUUAACGCUGCGGGAGCUAUUGGUGCCAUGGUCACUGGCAUCUACACAGUCGAUGAGAAACGCCUCCAGCUUGCCAACGUGUUCACCUACAUCUGGCUUGGAAGCCAACUCGCGGCGGACACGGCCAUCACCGCGCUCAUCAUUGUCAAGCUUCUAUCUUCUCGGACUGGGUGGAAGCAGACCGAUUCCUUGAUCCACAAGCUGGUCGUCGUCGGUAUCGAAACUCAACUCCCACCCGCCAUCUUCACCCUUGCUUUCCUCAUCACAUACAUCACCGCCCCCUCUCCGGCGUAUAUCGGCUUCUUCGUGUGCACGCCCAUGGUCUAUAUCCUUUGUGUCCUCGAGACGCUCAACUCGCGAUACAAGCUCUCUGUCCGAAUGCUCAGCGAGACAUCCGGCACUUGGAAAGACGAGAUCAAAUCGCACAACCGGUCCAUGCCCGCAUGCAACAUCAACAUCACCACCGAGACGUACUCUCAUUCCGAGGCCGCAGGCUCUAUCGGUAUCGCUGGGAAACGCGCCUCCACUCACAGUGUGGCUCGCCUGGACGACUCGACCGACUCACUCCCGGACGGUCAGGAAGAUGCCAAGGAUAUGAACACGUCCGAGAUCCGCCUGGUCUGA
This is a messenger RNA of Dioszegia hungarica, 1026 nucleotides long. RefSeq lists its product as uncharacterized. The record is from RefSeq and is a predicted model, not a curated record. NCBI's taxonomy places the organism in Eukaryota, Fungi, Basidiomycota, Tremellomycetes, Tremellales, Bulleribasidiaceae. Bases 1 to 1026 code for a protein of 341 amino acids. The transcript is spliced from 11 exons.